AUGAACCGUUGAUCUUCCUUGUCCUCGAAAACCCCAGCUGAUCCAACGAUUCAGAAACAAAAGAAGACUUUGUCCUCUGAAAAUUAUUACAAAGUCGUAACACAUUUGACCGAAGCUUCGUUCGGAGAGACCUUAAGCACCAGAAAUGAAACUUCCAAAUCUAUAGCGACAAAAUCAUCUUUAGACGAAAGCCUUAUCUUCAAUCCGUAUAUAUAUUUCCACUUCCCUAUCCACUCUCCAUUGAAAAAUUCAGUCUACUCCUUCUACAGCUUCUCUCAAUUUCAUUAUCUUUAAUUUCUCAAUUUUUGAAACUCUCAAGUUCAUAUAUUGGACCUCAGUAAUGGAAUGUUUUGAUGAAUAUUUUGCAUUGGAAAAAAUUAGAAACCAUCUUCUCGGGGAUUUCUCCCCAAAAACUUUGAAAUUUGGGGCGGAACUAACGAGUAGUAGGCCGUGUAGUGAUAUUAUGACGGAGAGUUCUAGCUCUCAAUCCGAAUCUGCUAGUUCAGACUCUCUUCCCUUUGAUUUUCUCUCCGAUUCAUUCGAUUUUGAAGCUGAUUUCUUUCAAUUUGGAAAAGAAGUUUCAAAUUCGAGCGCGGAAUCGGCAAAUUCAGUGCAUAAUUCAACCAAUUUCAUCAAACUCGAAUCGGAGCCAACACUUUCAAGCUCCGAAUACGAGAAAUCUCAAGUAAUCAUUGACCUUACAUCACCUAAGUUGAGUAACGUUAGUGAUCGGAAACCUUCAUUGAAAAUUGAUUUACCACCAGUGAAGAAAUUUGAGUGGAUCGGUUUUGGUAAUUCGACGACUCAGUCGAAUUCAAUUGUUUCGGUGACUAUGCAACAGAACCGGAAAACUGAAGAGAAAAGGCAUUACAGAGGAGUGCGACAGCGGCCGUGGGGGAAGUACGCGUCGGAGAUCCGAGAUCCGACACGCCGUGGUGCUAGGGUUUGGCUUGGGACAUUUAACACCGCAGUUGAAGCGGCGAAGGCUUACGAUAGAGCCGCAUUUAAGAUGCGUGGAAGUAAGGCGAUAUUGAAUUUUCCGUUGGAGGUGGGGAAGAACCUGUCGUAUUCAAGCUCCGCCAUGGACGGCAGCGUGAAGCGGCGGAGAGAAUCAGAAGAAUGUGGAGAUGAGAAGGAAGUGAAGAAAGUGGAGAAGUGUAAGGAAGAGGAGUCAUGGCCAUUAACUCCGUCAAGUUGGAACUUCCUUUGGGAACAGAAUACUAACGGAAUGCUUAACCUCCCGCCUUUAUCACCGUUAUCUCCUCACCCGUCAUUGGGCUGUUCGCAGCUUAUUCAAAUCUGAAGUGACCACACAGUACACAAUACUUCGAUUUUAUGAAUUUUGAGGGAAAACAUAAAAUAAGAACACAUCUAUAGAAAUGUUUUGUAUGCAUCAAAAUCAGACCAAUUAUAUGAUAAGUUUCUCGACUCCAGAGGCGAAGCUAGGAUUUAGAGCUUAUGGGUUCGAGGUUUUAGUCUUUUAAGUUAUUGGGUUCUAAAUUUACAAUUCUUACAUAUUCAAUGAAUUUUGUAAGACAAAUACAUGAUCUGGAUCAAAGUGAUUGGGUUCAGCCGUACCCGUAGUCAGUGGGCUAGCUCCGCCUCUGCUCGAUUCUAGAAAGUAAAUUGUUACGGUACUCGCUUUAGAGUCUGACUAAUCCUAUUGCACGUUGAGAAGUCUCACUACGGGAAGCAAAACGUUCUCUACCAAUUGUUCUAUGUUUGUAUUAUACGGAGCAAAUAAUUUGAACUUGGGUUUAUGAA
Molecule: messenger RNA, 1764 nt
Organism: Nicotiana attenuata
Lineage: Eukaryota; Viridiplantae; Streptophyta; Magnoliopsida; Solanales; Solanaceae
Product: ethylene-responsive transcription factor 5-like
Exons: 1
Coding region: 341-1303 (320 amino acids)
Biological process (GO): ethylene-activated signaling pathway; regulation of DNA-templated transcription
Molecular function (GO): DNA binding; DNA-binding transcription factor activity
Source: RefSeq, a predicted model, not a curated record